UGUCCUUCUCUCCAGCAGUCCAUCUCUGCCAGGGAGCCAUGUCGUGCCGAAACUUGCAGCUGAGCUCCAGAUGCGGCAGCCGGGGUUUCAGCUCAAGCUCAGCCACCACGCCCCGGAUGGUAACCCACUAUGAAGUGAGCAAGGGGCCCUGCCGGCCUGGGGGCGGUGGGGGCCUCAGAGCCCUGGGCUGCCUUGGCUCUCGGAGCCUGUGCAAUGUGGGCUUCGGGAAGCCCCGUGUGGCCUCCCGAUGUGGCAUGUCAGGCUUUGGGUACCGGGCGGGAGCUGCCUGCGGACCUCCGAGCUGCAUCACCCCUGUCACCAUCAAUGAGAGCCUGCUGGUCCCCCUGGAGCUGGAGAUUGACCCGACGGUGCAGAGGGUGAAGAGGGACGAGAAGGAGCAAAUCAAAUGCCUCAAUAACAGAUUCGCGUCCUUCAUCAACAAGGUACGGUUCCUGGAGCAGAAAAACAAGCUGCUGGAGACCAAGUGGAACUUUAUGCAGCAGCAGAGAAGUUGCCAGAACAACAUGGAGCCGCUCUUCGAGGGCUACAUCUGUGCGCUGCGGCGACAGCUGGACUGUGUGUCGGGGGACCACGGGAGACUAGAAGCCGAGCUCUGCAGCCUCCAGGAUGCGCUGGAGGGUUACAAGAAAAAGUAUGAAGAGGAGCUGUCCUUGCGGCCCUGUGCCGAGAAUGAGUUUGUCACCUUGAAGAAGGAUGUGGACACAGCCUUCCUGGUGAAGGCCGACCUGGAAACCAAUUUGGAGGCUCUAGAACACGAGACUGAGUUCCUGAAAGCCCUGUUUGAGGAGGAGAUCAGCCUGCUGCAGUCUCAGAUCUCUGAGACCUCCGUCAUCGUGAAGAUGGACAACAGCCGGGACCUGGACGUGGACGGCAUCGUAGCUGAGAUCAAGGCUCAGUAUGACGACAUUGCCAGCCGAAGCAAAGCGGAAGCAGAGGCCUGGUACCAGUGCCGGUACGAGGAGUUGAGGUUGACGGCUGGGAACCACUGUGACAACCUGCGCAACCGCAAGAACGAGAUCCUGGAAAUGAACAGGCUGAUCCAGCGGCUGCAGCAGGACAUUGAAGCAGUCAAAGGCCAGCGUUGCAAACUAGAGGGAGCCAUUGCUCAGGCAGAGCAACAGGGGGAAGCCGCCCUCAGCGACGCCAAGUGCAAGCUGGCAGGGCUGGAGGAGGCCCUGCAGAAGGCCAAGCAGGACAUGGCCUGCCUGCUCAAGGAGUACCAGGAGGUGAUGAACUCCAAGCUGGGGCUGGACAUCGAGAUCGCCACCUACAGGCGCCUGCUGGAGGGCGAGGAGCACCGGUUGUGUGAAGGCAUCGGGCCUGUGAAUAUCUCUGUCAGUAGCUCCAAAGGUGCAGUUCUCUACGAGCCUUGUGUGGUUGGCACACCCAUGCUGAGGACCGAAUAUUGCACGGGGCCUACGGGCGUCCUGAGGAACAGCGGAGGCUGCAGCGUGGUCGGCACUGGCGGCGGCAGCGAACUCUACAUCCCUUGUGAGCCCCAAGGGUUCCUGGGAUGUGGGAGUGGGCGGAGCUCCAGCAUCAAGAUGGGGGCAGGUAGCAACUCAUGCAGCCGCUAGUGUUAGUGGAAGCUGGGGACGUCGCAUCUCCACAGGGAUGAAGGCCAGAACAUUCCAGAACUCUCCCUCCCCUCACCAACUUCGCACUGCCCUAGGAUACUCCUGGGAACUGAGCUACUCUCAGCUCCACUCUAAUCUUCAAAGCCGCCCCUCACAUAUCUGGAUGCAGAGCCCAAGCGAGGCCCAGAGUGUGCAGGAUACAGAGA
Acomys russatus (golden spiny mouse) is the source of this 1804-nucleotide messenger RNA. RefSeq names its product keratin 82 (gene Krt82). The transcript has 9 exons. Gene Ontology annotation, cellular component: keratin filament. The coding region runs from base 39 to 1598 and encodes 519 amino acids. Gene Ontology annotation, biological process: intermediate filament organization; keratinization. NCBI's taxonomy places the organism in Eukaryota, Metazoa, Chordata, Mammalia, Rodentia, Muridae. The record is from RefSeq and is a predicted model, not a curated record. Gene Ontology annotation, molecular function: structural constituent of skin epidermis.